Messenger RNA from Branchiostoma floridae (Florida lancelet), 1491 nucleotides. Its product is annotated as E3 ubiquitin-protein ligase TRIM71-like. The record is from RefSeq and is a predicted model, not a curated record. The transcript has 2 exons. Gene Ontology annotation, molecular function: ubiquitin-protein transferase activity; protein binding; zinc ion binding. NCBI's taxonomy places the organism in Eukaryota, Metazoa, Chordata, Leptocardii, Amphioxiformes, Branchiostomatidae. Bases 1 to 1491 code for a protein of 496 amino acids. Gene Ontology annotation, cellular component: nucleoplasm; chromatin. Gene Ontology annotation, biological process: positive regulation of DNA-templated transcription.
AUGGCAAACUCUCAAGAUCGUCCUACAACUGCAUACAGACAGAGGAUACUGGAAGAGUUUCUCUCCUGUAGCAUCUGCAAGAAGCCUUACAGGCAGCCCAAGUUCCUGCCAUGUCACCAUUACUUUUGCCAGGAGUGUUUGGAAGUUCGGCACGAACAAUGGUUAGAAACUUGUGAAAGGGCAGAAAGGCCAGACCCGUUCAGGUGCCCAGACUGUGCCCAUCCUGUGACUUUGCCUACCGAGGGGAUAGCAGGACUCCUUAACAACCAUCGUAUAGCCAACCUGUGUGAAGAAUUCUCCAAGAAAACCUUACUGACACCUGCAUACAUGCAGAAGGGAGGGCAGAAGAACAUGUGCAGCUCCCACCCUCAAAAUGAGAUCCAGCUCUACUGCCUAAAGUGUAAGGUACCGGUCUGUAGUGAUUGCAUCACCCAUUCUCACUCUGGGCACACAACCUGUGAGGCAAAACAGAUUAAGGAUAACAUCAUCGCUGAGCUCGACACUGGCUGGCAGAAGAUGGAGGCAUCUACAAACUUCCUCCAAGAGAUAAAAAAACGACACAAAAAACUGGUGGACAACAAAGUACAAACUCAACAGGAGAUAAACAAGGCUUGUGAUGAUCAGGUGAAGAAGAUUCAAGAUCAGCGGGACAAACUGUUGGCUACUGUGGAGAAGGUAUUUGAGGACAACAUGGCUGCCUUGAUAGAACAGAAAGACCAGGUGUUGACCCAGCUGGUCAAACUGUCCAUAUUGUGUGAAAGAACAGAACAGCUCAUGGAACAAGAAGAGGGGGUGUGGCUCUUAGAGGAUGUAGACCUGGCACCUGCACUCAAAGAAAGGUUCCAGAAUGUUGCAACUCCUGAUGAGAUCUGUGAAGUGAAACUUUGUCAUUUUGAGCCAAAGAAAUCUGGUGCACACAUUGAGUUAGGCAAGGUAACAUCACAACCCAUGUCAGACAAACAGUUGCUUCAGUCCAAAGUGACAGAUCUAGAUACUCGACAAGUUAGAAGUACAAAUGUCAGCACAAUUAGGGUGGGAAAUAUGUGGGUGAAGAAAGUCAGGUUUGGGGGAGAGGGAUCAUGUAGGGGGAAGUUUGAUGGUCCUGUGGGAGUAGCCGUGUCACAAGAUGAUAAGUUGUACAUUGCUGAUCUCAAUAACAGCAGAAUCCAGGUGUUCACAAUGGAUGGUGUUUAUGUCAGAGAGUUCACAACAACUCUGCCAGGGGGAACUGGUGAAAAGUUUGAACCAUGUGAUGUUGCUAUAGGCAGAAAUGACAACCUGUGGGUGGGCAUUUGUGUUGAUGGGAUGGGAAACAUCAUUGUGGCUGACUUUGGAUAUGGUUCUUUACAAAUGCAUGAUAGUCAGGGCAGAUUUCAGUGUGAUAUUGGAAGUGGUAUGGAGCGGCCCUGUGGUGUAGCUGUGUCACCAGGUGGAGAUGUGGUGGUGACUGAUUACAAAGAUCACACUGUAUCAGUCUGGACACAGGGUUAG